GUCACUUUGAGGCGAGUGAUUCGACAAAAUGCUUCUGAAAGCAAGCUUUGCAGUUUUGUGUGCCUUGUCACUUUUGAAUUGGACCAAUGGUUUUAGUUAUGAAGGGUAUAAAGUAUAUGAAAUUGUUGCCCAUGAUAUGACCGAAGUCCACUUCUUGAGAGAACUGGAGAAACAGGAUGGUCUCGAUUUCAUCAAGAAAGCUCAUCAUCUCGAUGAUCCAAACGAUAUUGUUGUAGCUCCAAAGGACCAGGAGAAUUUUGAAAAAAUCUUGAAAGGCAAUGGUCUGGAGUACAAAAUUAUCGUACAAAAUGUCGAAGAGAUUAUGGAAGCUGAGAGGAAAGCAACUAUUAAGCCUUUCAUUGGAUUGGGACACGUUACGUUUAGAAGUUACAUGUUUCAUCAUGAAAUGAACGCUUACCUAAGAAGAGUAGCUGCUCAGUAUCCCAACAUAGCAACACUAGAACAUUUUGGAACAUCUUAUGAAGGAAGAGAAAUGCUACUUAUCAGAGUAUCCAGUGGUCCCAGUUCAAAUCCAGAUGUUCCAAAACCAACCAUAUUCAUUGACGCAGGUAUCCACGCCAGAGAAUGGAUUGCUCCUCCAGCAGCUCUCUACAUUAUUCAACAGUUAGUCGAGAACCCCGAAAACGCAGCAUUGUACGAAAAUGUAGAUUGGGCUAUUAUUCCUUGUUUGAACCCAGACGGCUACCAAUAUACUCAGGAAGAGGAUAGAUGGUGGAGAAAAACACGCAGCAUCAACGCAAACAGCACCUGCAUUGGUACCGACGGCAACAGAAACUUCGACUAUUACUGGAUGCACUUAGGAGCUUCAAAUUCCCCAUGUUCUGACAUUUUUGCUGGACCGGAAGCAUUCUCAGAACCGGAAACAGCUGCUUUGAGAGACUGGUUCCUCACUAACAACGCUAACAACGUUGUCAAACUGUACAUCACUUUCCAUAGCUACGGCAGCAUGCUACUCUAUCCUUGGGGUUACGAUCGCAUAGUGCCUGAUGACGAGGAAGAUCUACUACAACUUGGGAAUUUGGUAGCAGAAGCAAUAUACAACGCCAACACGUUGAGAUCUGAAUACAUAGUCAAUACGUCAGCACUGGCCUUGUAUGAAGCUGCUGGAGGUAGUGAUGAUUGGGUUAAAGCAGUUGGUGGAGUUGACUUGUCAUACACCAUCGAACUACCAUAUGGAGAUUCACCGUUGCCUUUUAUGAAUCCUGCAUAUCAAAUUCUACCUACCGUUCAAGAGACGUGGGCUGGUAUAAUAGCAUUCCACGACUUUAUAGAAGAAAGAUUCUGGACAAAUUUAACUACCAUAUUACCAUCAAUCAGAAGGCAAAGUUAACUAAAAUUUAUUUUAAAGAACCUUAUACUUAGUAUGUGAUAUAUUAGAAAAAUAAUUCUUAAUUUACUUGUUUCUACAUUGUUUUGUUAUUAUCUAAUUAAGUUUCUUUUUCUAAAUAAACUCUAUGUAUAAAAAUAUUA
Molecule: messenger RNA, 1491 nt
Organism: Sitophilus oryzae (rice weevil)
Lineage: Eukaryota; Metazoa; Arthropoda; Insecta; Coleoptera; Curculionidae
Product: carboxypeptidase B-like
Exons: 8
Coding region: 29-1351 (440 amino acids)
Biological process (GO): proteolysis
Molecular function (GO): zinc ion binding; metallocarboxypeptidase activity
Source: RefSeq, a predicted model, not a curated record